Daphnia carinata is the source of this 2984-nucleotide messenger RNA. RefSeq lists its product as uncharacterized. The transcript is spliced from 7 exons. Gene Ontology annotation, biological process: actin cytoskeleton organization. Gene Ontology annotation, cellular component: plasma membrane. The record is from RefSeq and is a predicted model, not a curated record. Bases 811 to 2661 code for a protein of 616 amino acids. Lineage: Eukaryota; Metazoa; Arthropoda; Branchiopoda; Diplostraca; Daphniidae.
UAGUUCUACGUUGUUCUAAAAGUUUCGAUUUCAUUUUCCAAAGUGAAUCUGUUUUCGUCGUACACGUCGAAAAUUGUUGCGUUUGUCAAGUUAUCUAUUGACAAAUCGAAUUGAUUUAUGAAUAUAUAUAUACGAAAACAUUUUCGUUUUUUGGGGUGGACGUUUUGCUACACCCAACAGGUGGCUGACAGUGUUCUUUUUGUGACAGAAAAACGCCCCCUUUAUUUCUCCUGAAUUCCAUCGUGGACAUAUUCGUUCAAGUCAUCUCAAAGUGUUGCUGCUGCUGCACCAGAACAAGGACAAACAUUUCGUAUUGUGAGGCCAGUGUCGUCCAUAUGUGUGUGUGUAAUCUUAUCCUCAGUGUGUGACUGGUUUUCAAGACCCACCAUCUUUUUUUCUUUUUUUUUUUGCUCUUGUCAAACAUCCGCCUUGUUUAUUCAAUUUUCUUUUAUUCUCCCAAUUUUUUUGUUCUUCCCUUUUGGAACUCGUCAAUGUUCAGUCGACUGUUGGGAUUUGUUUUCUUUCUCUUUUUUCGUACUCGUUUUCAAAACACACACACACACACACAAUUAUCCGAGAAGUGAGUGACACAUGAAAGAUAUUUCGGCACAUGCCCAUCAGAAAGAAAACCCAAGGUAUACUUGCUAUUUUUUUUUAUUUCAUUUCUUUCCCCCUCCCCUUUCAAACGUAUAUUCCCCACUUGAUAUCUUCUCCCCUUAUCUCUCAAGUGUGUGUGUCCUUCCGGAGUUAGCGAACUGGAAAAACACACUCGUUACAUUACGAAUUGAUAAAUAGAAUAUAAAAAUCAACAUGUUGUUGAAUAACAACGGACCGAGUGACACUGUUGUCCAACCACCGGGAGGCGUCUUCCGGCGACAGAAGCAACAAGAGGCCGAACGGCACAGCAAUAACAACAGCAGUAAGACGAAGAGGAGCGGCAAGAGCGCAUCGGCUGGAGGUGGCACUUCAUCUGUUCGUAAUUCGUGGUCUUUUACGAGCGAAUUGCCCAUGCAAGUGCCCACUGUGCCCACUGUUAAAGAGAACAUCUACGUCGAUCCGGAGACGUUGAUCAACGCCAAUGGGGAACUGAAAGCCGUCUCGCGUUCCAGACUGCGACAAAGGAGCGUGUCUAACUUGAACGCGGCUGCGUUGGCCGGAACGAGAGAACGUCGUGAUCACAGCUCGUCUAAUCGCCAUCAGAAUGGAGGCACCAUGGCGAAAGGUGUGGACUACAUCCGCAUCCAUCACCCGACUCCGGUCCGGGCUGCGUUAGCAGCUCAGCACCAACCGAUCGAUCUGACGGCCACCGCCUUACCUCCAGCCACGAACGUCGUUGACUUACAGAUUCAAGACAGGUCCGAAUACGGAAAUCCAGACGGAUCUUCGGCCCAUUCGACGGCUGAACGGGACAGCGGAGUGGUGGCUAACGUGAAAACUGGAGAUCAGACUGGAUUGAUUCAUCCAGUCAUGGAUUUGUAUCAAGCCAUCAAUCAGAAUCAAUCGAACGAUUACAAGAUCAUCCAGGGUUAUGUGAUCCAGCCGGAAAUGGGCGCCGAUGGCUGCAUGAGCUCGCAACAACACGCUCAUCCGGGCCAAGCGGCUAACGCGCCCAUGGUGCGACACGGUUCCGGACGUGGAUCAGCAACAAACGCACGUGGUUUCCCAUCGUCAUCUUCAUCAUCGGCCGGAUCGACUGGCAAAACGUCGGCGGAAGUUCAUGCGAGCCGGAAACCCGCAGCUGCUGGUGCUCCAGUGCCCACCAGUACGGGACCGAAUGCUGUCAAAACCGAGUGGACCUUCCUUCCGUCGCCUACAGCCAACACCACCGAACCCCAACACCGUGAAAUCAACUCCAAACCAGAGGAAUCUUCGAUGGUGCGCAAGGGACUUCUAUGGGUCAUGCGCGAUCGCAUUUUCUCCCGCUACCACGAACGCUUUUGUAUCCUGACCCGAAACUACUUGCACUGUUUCAAGAAAGGCUCCGAAGCAAGUUUGACUCAAAUGGGCAACUUCUUGUUCAAGGUGAACUUGGCCGAGGUGAUUGCCGUCCAAUGGCUGGACAAGAGGGGGACAGCUAUUGUGUGCUUAACGCUAGCCAAAGAGGGCCGACUUCUGCUCAAGACGUCUAUGGAUCUCAACGGAUGGUUUGACGAUUUACAGUGUUGCGUCAAAGAAACCAUUGGACGCCGCCAGACUUUGUUAAUGGACCAGCGAGGAAGGACUGAAACUUUCACGUCAUCGUCCGUGUCCGUUGCUCAGCAACAACAGCCGCAACAACAACAACGACCUGCUCCAGUCCAAUCGGUUUAUCGCGAUCGGAGUCUGGCAGCCAGGGAAAACAAUAAGCCAACCAAUCGAUUCUCUCUGAUGGUUGACCACGAAGUGAAAUUGACAGGGACCGGCGGCAGUACUUCAGAUCAUUCAGACAAUGGGCUGAAUAAUAGUGCAGUAUUAACAGCCGAACCUCAGAGCCUAGGAAACUAUAACGCCGUUCCGGCUCAGGUGACGUCUUCAACUCCGCCACCCGCAGUACAGAGUCCUCCCGUCCCGGUUCCCUAUCGAGAACGUUCCGUGAGCUUCGACAGGUCCCGUGCAUCCAAAGCUGAAAGGGAAGCCAAACGGAGAUCCUACUACCCCAGCAAUCACGUCACGCAAGUGUGAAAACAAAAAGGACAACAACAAAACAAAACAAAAUCAAUAAUUUUGGAGUUUAAAUAUUGAAAACUUCAGAUUCAACACGAUACGGCUGGUGGACGAAGCCGUACCAUGUUUAUAUAUAUAUGUAUCCGCUUAUCCGAUUUACAGUCGUUGACAGAAAAAAAAAAAGGGGAGGAGUAAUCAUUAUCAUGAAAUCUGAAUAUCUUGUGUCUAGUCAUAUAGGAGCCUCUUUUAAAAACAAAAAAAAAACAAAACAAAGAAAUAAUGCGAUGUGUGGCCCUUUCUACGUCGUUUUGGACAAACAGUAAUAAUCUCUCAACUAAAAA